UGUACGUUGGGAUCCACCCGAGGCCAUCAAGAACAUGGAGCAAAUCCCCCAGCCCUACAAGCAGGCCCUCCUCGAGGCCCGCAAGAUGCCCAGGGACUACUUCCUUGGUCCCUCUGCACCUUCUCUACUGCAACUGCUGCUGCCUGGGUUGGCCGCCCUGGUCUUCUCGGUCAAGUCAAGGGAUUGUAAAGUUGUAGGAGAUCCUGAACGUGCAGCUGACCAUUCCAAGACAGCCAGGUGCCUGAAUAUUGUUGCGCUGACACUAGUCAUCUUGAUCUCCGCUGCUCUCAUCCUCCUGGUUGCGACUAGUAAAGACUUCUUGUUUAAGAAAGUCCAGGAAGUACUAACUGAAAUCCAUGAUUCAAAUUUCAACGAACCUCACUAAACCAUACAUCAAGAAUUAUUCUGCCCAGCAUUGUAUUCUUGCUUGUACUGAGCUUGUACCUGCCUUUUUCCCUUCACUUGCAAGGAAUGCAACAUUCUUCAGAACAUCUAAUGCAUGAUACACUUCUGGGAAUGCAGAAAUAUAUCAUCACUCCUACAGCUCAAUAGCCAUCACUUGCUUACGAGCUCUGACUGGAAAUUCAGAUGACCAUCCAAUCUGAGAUGUUUACUGAACAGUACAUGGUGUAUAUGAGCUAUGCAUUCUGUGCCCCACCAGACUCUCAUUUUGUGGCCCUGCCAAUUCUCAUUAUUCAUUAGAAAAAGGUUUUAGUAUUUUGUAUUUAGUUUGUUGUACAAUAUGUAUCAUCAACACUUAAUAUAUUGCAACGUGAAGUCUGUGUAAAUUUUGUUCAUAUAAAAAAAUUCCCUUUGAAUUUAUGUAAAUUCUUUUUAGUAAAAAGCUGUUAACAUUAAAUGAA
Molecule: messenger RNA, 863 nt
Organism: Sceloporus undulatus (fence lizard)
Lineage: Eukaryota; Metazoa; Chordata; Lepidosauria; Squamata; Phrynosomatidae
Product: interferon-induced transmembrane protein 1-like
Exons: 2
Coding region: 35-385 (116 amino acids)
Cellular component (GO): plasma membrane
Source: RefSeq, a predicted model, not a curated record